This is a messenger RNA of Geosmithia morbida, 696 nucleotides long. Its product is annotated as Ubiquitin family. NCBI's taxonomy places the organism in Eukaryota, Fungi, Ascomycota, Sordariomycetes, Hypocreales, Bionectriaceae. Bases 1 to 696 code for a protein of 231 amino acids. The record is from RefSeq and is a predicted model, not a curated record. The transcript has 2 exons.
AUGUCGACGACUGCCUCGAAGACAGACAGCCGAACCGCCGACGCCGUCGCCAUGCAGAGCAUUUCGGACUCCGAGCCCGCCACCACAGCCACCGCCGAUACCAGCGCAGCGACGGCUGAUGAUGUCAACAAGAACGGGAACAAGACUUCUGCCGACACCAACGACCACGGUUCCGCCCCCGAACCUCCCAUCAAGGAGAGGCAAGACUCCAUGGCUAUCGGCCCCGACCAGGUCGGCGACGGCGGCGACGACGACCACAAGGACAAUGCCGGCCCCAUCUGUAACAUCACCCUGCUCCUCACCAGCGGUAGCCGGCACCCUUAUAAGAUCAGUGCUCGCUACCUCAGCCGCAGAAAUGUACCCAUCCCCGAAGUCACCGACGCCGGCCUGCCCGACCCCUUCAGCAUCAGCGUCUACACCCUCAAGGAGCUCAUCCUGCGCGAGUGGAGGUCCGAUUGGGAGGCCAAGCCUGCUAGCCCCAGCAGCAUCCGUCUCAUUCACUUUGGAAAACUGCUUGACGACAAGGAGGCCCUCAAGACCUACCAGUUUCUCCCCGAUAGCCCCAAUGUGGUGCACAUGAGCAUCCGUCCCCAGGAUCUCGACGAGGAGGAGCCCAAGUCAGGAGGCAAGGCUACCUCUCACGGCGGAGCUGACGGCUCACGUCGUCGCGUCGGCGGCUGCUGCGUCAUUCUAUGA